UCACGCUGCGAUUCAUUCAGCCACAUCACCCACACGCAUACUCCUGCCCAGCGUGAGCUCACAGUCUGUCUACCUUUCGCUUGAAAAUCUGCGUGUCCAUGAGAAACUGUGCUGUUGUUUCACACCUAAGGCAGAAUAUUACAGAUCUGACUGUUGUACACUUUCUUUAGUUUAGCAAGAAUCUCUCCUCCUUCCAAUGGGUCCCGGUAUAGUUAUACUUUUCUCUCUGUUCGGGGUUCUCAACGGACAAGGUGGAAAACAGAUGUCAAUAGAGGAGUGCUGUAAGGAUGGUCGGGACCGGGGCGUUGAUAACCAGGACUGCACAGCCCUCCCUCUCAUCUCCGAGUCCACCACAUGCAGGAUAGUGCAGGAGCAGUGCUGCGCGACGGUACUGGAGGACACCAUCUGCACCAACGGCAUCAACAUGGCCAAAGACCAGGGGGGCUGUGACACCCAGUUUCCUGGAAGCACCUGCGAGACCAAGACCGCAAAGAUGUGCUGUGACUGUUGUCUGCUGGGCCGGGCUGCUCAGGAGAAGGGUCUGCCCUGUGACCACAGCCUGUCUCUGGGCUACCAGUGUGGCCUGGUGUCCCGGGCCUGCUGUGAUGACGGUGUGAAGACCAACACUCUGGUUCCUGACAAAGACAACGAGGCCCUCACUGGCAAGGAUAAUCCCUUACUGAAUGAGUGCAGCAACGGAUUAGCGAAGUGUGCACAGGAAUGUGUGGGCAACGGCACCUGUGCCUGCUUCAAAGGCUACAAACUCAAACCAGAUGGGAAGAACUGUGAAGAUAUAAACGAGUGCCUGCUGGGUGCCAGUAACUGCCGAGGAGGCGAGCGCUGCAUCAACACGCUGGGGUCAUUUCGUUGCCAAAGAGAGGUCAGCUGUGGUACCGGUUACGAGCUUACCGACAGCAACAACUGCAAAGACAUUGACGAGUGUGAGUCGGGCACCCACAACUGCGCCCCAGACUUUAUGUGUCAGAACACUCAGGGGUCAUUCCGCUGUCGGCCCAAGAACCAGUGUGGCGAUGGAUACAUCCAGGAUGCCCUGGGCAGCUGCAUCGACAUCAAUGAGUGUCUGGCCCAGACUGGGCCUUGCCACCCUGGCCAGUCGUGUAUGAACACGGUGGGCUCCUUCACCUGCCAGAGCAACUCUGUCAACUGUGGCCGGGGAUACCACCUAAACGACAACGGCAACCGCUGCGUGGARAUUGAUGAGUGUAAAGGUCCUGAUGGAGCGUGUGCAGGCCACGGCUGUAUCAACCUGGUAGGAUCGUUCCGUUGUGAGUGUAAGGCUGGCUUCAUCUUCAACAGCAUCAGCCGCGUCUGCGAAGAUAUCAACGAGUGCAGGCACUACCCUGGGCGCCUCUGUGCCCACAAGUGUGAGAAUGUCCUGGGGUCCUACAAGUGCAGCUGCACCCAAGGCUUCAAGCUGGCCAGCGACGGCAGGAACUGUGAUGAUCUAAACGAAUGUGAGAGCAGCCCUUGCAGUCAAGAGUGUGCCAACGUGUACGGCUCCUACCAGUGCUACUGUCGCCGUGGCUACCAGCUCAGUGACAGGGAUGGCAUCAACUGUGAAGACAUUGAUGAGUGUGCCUUGCCCACCGGGGGUCACAUCUGCUCCUACCGCUGCCACAACACCCCCGGGAGCUUCCACUGCAACUGCCCCGCCACCGGCUAUACUCUGGCCCCCAAUGGACGCAGCUGCCAGGAUGUUGAUGAGUGUGUGACAGGGACACACACCUGCUCUGAGACAGAGAGCUGCUUCAAUGUACAGGGUGGAUUCAGAUGCUUGUCCUUUGAGUGUCCGCCAAACUAUCGCAGAGCAGGAGAGAAUCGUUGUGAACGCUUGCUUUGCAAUCAGACUAGCGAGUGCCUGGCCUCGCCUCUGAGAAUAACCUACUACCACCUCACCUUCCCCACCAACAUCCCCGUGCCCACCAACGUCUUCCGCAUGGGCCCGUCCAACACCGUGCCCGGAGACCAUGUCCAGAUUGCCAUCGUCGGCGGCAACAAGGGCGACUUCUUCAGCAUGCAGAGAGUGCCCUCUGGUGGCGAGAUGGCUGUGACGCGGCCCAUCACGGAGCCGCAGGACUUUGAGCUGUCUCUGGAGAUGAGACUGCUGCGUUACGGCACCACCAGCACCUACCUAGCCAAAGUCCUGGUGUUUGUUGUCCAGGAGCAGCCCAUCCUACCAUAUAACGCUAUCCCUGAGUAGAGGGUAGUAGCAUAUAGCAACAAGAAUACGGCAACAACAAUAACAGCCAAAAAAGAGCAAACACUGCCAUGAUAAGCAAGCACAAACACAGUUGACAUAGACCAGAAGCAGCAUUUUCUGUAAUUUGUCUCCUUGUUUUUGGUCUUAUUGUAGUUUUUGUGAUUACUGUAGCUAAGUAUAGCCCCACAAAAUAGUCCAAAUGUAAUGUACUCACUUGGAGGUACGUUGUUUGAAUAGCAGCUAGGUGGCACUCUAGGGCAGGGUAUUGAGGUAGUGGCCUGGGGAUGCCUAUUGAUUACUGUAUGUGAUGGUGUAGUCUGGACUCCUACAGUAUCUUAUGGUUGAUUUGUUUCAUGAAAUGUUUUCUAUUAAAAUUGGAAUAGACACAAUAGACGUUCAA
This is a messenger RNA of Salvelinus sp. IW2-2015, 2621 nucleotides long. The record is from RefSeq and is a predicted model, not a curated record. NCBI's taxonomy places the organism in Eukaryota, Metazoa, Chordata, Actinopteri, Salmoniformes, Salmonidae.